Molecule: messenger RNA, 3310 nt
Organism: Amoebophrya sp. A25
Lineage: Eukaryota; Dinophyceae; Syndiniales; Amoebophryaceae
Source: the annotation of a GenBank genome assembly
CUAGUCUUAGCGGUCAAGAAGAGGUCCGAAGCAAUAUAUUUAGAAGUUCACCAUCGACACAACUACAGGUAGACAAUGCAGAUGCGGCAAGGCCCCCCCGCGCGUUAGUUAUGAGAAACAGAAUCUUGGGAGGGGUCAGGUAGAUCGACACUGUGCAACAGUCCAUCUGUGAAACAGUCCAUAAAUUAUACAGUCUGCGUUUCGGUCAGUGUCUGUCGGGAGUGAGAGGCGUGAUCUAUUGAAUCCUUGGGAAUUUGGUGGAAGAAUGUCGGCUAAUCUGAUUUCAAGUGCCCGUCUGUCGACCGAAAUCGGAAAAAAAUUUUUUUUUUUGAGAAAAAAUAUAUAGAUCCCCUACUCAGGCCCUGAUAGCCAGGUCGGGUUUUUGUGAGCGUUAAAGAAGCAUCUUCAUCUUGGAAAGCUUUCCCAUAGCUAGCAUCUUGGAAGGCUUUCCCAUAACUAAGGGAAACAAACAGCCUUAUAAGAUGAUGGGACUUUCAAACAAAUGGGAGAUCCCAUGAGGGAAAAGCAGGUUUAUUUAAGAUGACUUUCAAACAAAUGGGAGAUCACUUGGGGUGAGAGUUCUUCUAACAUUCUCCUUCGUAGCGUAUGGUCGAUUCGGUGGCAUGAUGCGCGGCAACGUCCUGAAGUCCUACGACUUGAGCAGUAGCGGAGGGUUUAUGCCGAGUUCUUUACUAGAUUCGGUCGCGGUGAAGAUCAUGUGGCUGGGUAUGGCCCUCUCGGUGAUGACGAGUUAUCCAUUGAUCUCGAACUCGGCACGAGCAGCGGUCUUCGAGAUCUUCUUUCCAUAUUUAAGGCUUGAUUCACAGUGUUGACUACGGUGAGGCAACAUAGAUAAGUAUGGAUGAGAGUAUGUGUAGUAAACUCAACCGUGAUUGAAGAUAAGUAAAAAUCCUGGAAUCCAGCUCGUCGCAAACUCUCGUAGAUUUCCCUUGUUCGUAGUAAGCCUUACCUUCGCCUUCAUGCCAGCUCGUCUUCAUCUAAUGUGUCCCGCCGAGCAAGCACCUCUGUGGCUCUACGUGCUGGUCACAGCUGUGUACGUUGGCGUUUCUGCGGUCAUAGGAGUCAUCGGUCCAGGUCUGGAUCUCCUGGGAAGCAUGAAAGGCGCAACUACCACAGUGGCGCUGUGCUUGCUUUUCCCAGGGCUCAUUUAAGGCUCCUUGUUUAACUUUAAUUGUCACUAAGUACAACUAAGACUAUUUCAUGUUGUUGAGUGUCGUGGGUGCUGAGAAGUGGCAGUGAACGAACCCUCUCUCAGAUUUCUUGAGGAGGAAAAAAAAAUAAGGAGGAGACGGUAUCUUACUCAACGAGUGAUAGAGAAAAACUACUGCUAACCCAUGCUGGUCUGGAAGGUGAGCCGCGACGUCGCUGUGGAGCAAGGAAACGAUGAAGAGACAGGCCCUUUGUUGCAGGAAGAUAGAGAUUCACAACAGGGAGACCGUGCGUCGCGUCGGCAGAGUGCAGUAAUUCGAGAAGAAAAGAAUGCCACACCCUAUAGCACCGCGAAGCGAGCAGUAAGGCGUCCGCUAAUCCAUCUUUGGAAACAUCUUGCAAACGUUUUUAAGGGGAAAUACGUCCCGAGAUGGUCUUCAAGAUGGAUUGGGGUGAACUCUAAGAGCAAAGCUAACGCGCGGACUUGGUUGGACCCUGUUCGGGAUUGCAGCGGUCAUGUCGCUAGCUGGCAUCGUAAUCAUCGCCUUGAAGCAGGCAGGAAUGAUUGGCCGAGAAGAGCCAUUCGAGCUGAAGCUUGCAGGGAGCUUGUCUGAUUCGGAGUUUACACUUAAGGCUACCGCAGCUUCGUCCUUCACAGCAUCCAUGCCCUCUUUUUCAACUAGAAGAAGAGACCACCGGGGAUGCUUCCAAGGAUGCCAAUGCGGUUGCUCUAAUACAGUGGUCGCUCCUACGCCUUCCGGAAACACAGCACGGAAGACCGCACAGUCAGAGAGGUACGAGCAUCUCGACUACCUUGUGAAACUGUUUCGCCGCACUACGAAGCAUGGUUCGAACGGUGCGUCUGAGUUUCCGAGCUUGAAAACGAGUGGAGUAUGGGGAAAAACAUGUAUUUGGCAGCAGGCCCCGGCCGGUAGCGUCGCAGCACGAAAUCUGCAAAUUCUCCGUAAGGCCAUCACACAGUCUGGGGGUGCCGCUGAUCUCUUCGACAAGGCAUGCCAAACCUUCGACGCAUGGGAGCGCGGCGCAUAACUUAAGUUACAAAACGAAAACACCUAGUAAGUUAUACGCUACACCGAUAAAAAUCGGGAAAUAAACAACUUAGGAGAAGUAAGCUAAAUGUCUACGAGUAUGAGUACUAUGACAAGAACAUAAUACACAUAAAAACUGCUCUAAACUACGGCUGGUGGCUGGGGACAUCACCGCAUUCCAAGUUGGAUAAGAAGAGCGAGAAUGAAGUUUGCAAUCAUUUGAUUUGAAAGGACCUGUCAGAUACAGCAUGCAAGCACAAGCUAGAGCAUCACAUUUUCAUAUCAUACAUAACACUCCACAUCCGCGUAUCCACAUAGAUAUUUCAUAGAUACAUGCAAUACAUCCGAGAUAUUUCAUCUAUAAUAUUCGAUAUUUUGUAAGCAGUUGUAUGUUGUAAGCAGUUGGUUGCCAUAGUAAGACUACUUAGUCGGUCCUCAUAGCAUAGCCAUGAUAUCUCCUUUUCGUAAUAUCUCUAUCCACCGGUUUAUUCACAGAGCAUUCUCUUCACCCUCCUCCACAAAUUCCCACUACGCUUAUUCUCACCCAGUAAGAAAUCCCAACCCAUUUAUACUGAUUGAAGGGCAGAAGAGAUACUAAAAAUGCAUUGAUGUUAUCGUUAUCGACCGCCUCAAUAGAAGAGCUCUAGAAUGCGUGUAAAAAUCGAUGUCACUGCUUAUUACACUAGUGAAACAAUGAAAGACAUGUUUGAAUUUUCUUGUUUUGAAUUUUUGCAUUGAUUGAAUUCCGUAGUAGAGUUUGUAGAAAUGUUUAUGCCAGUUGUGUCGUAAAUGUUAAGAUCCUAGAAAUCCUCGGUCAAUGUAGUCGGUCAUCCUCAACAUUCUGUGAGCAAGACUGUUGUGGUGCAUCGGUUUCCAUCAUGAUCUGAGGUUGCGGACUUGUUACCGUAGACCUAGAGUCCACCUAACGUUCUUUCUCUCUGUCCUUGUAGAGAGCUCUCUUACGCCUACACCUACACCUACACCUACACCUACACCUACGCCUACACCCACGUGAAGGCGCUCACCUACCUUCUUUCACCUACACGAAGUUGUUCAUUUUCAGUCAUGAUGAUCCAUCAUCAGUACCGAGU